Molecule: messenger RNA, 330 nt
Organism: Pistacia vera
Lineage: Eukaryota; Viridiplantae; Streptophyta; Magnoliopsida; Sapindales; Anacardiaceae
Product: oleosin 1-like
Exons: 1
Coding region: 1-330 (109 amino acids)
Biological process (GO): lipid storage
Cellular component (GO): monolayer-surrounded lipid storage body; membrane
Source: RefSeq, a predicted model, not a curated record
AUGUCUUAUCGUCCAAGGUCCAUGAGCACCCAGGAGUUCUACGACAGAGCACCAACCUCAUAUCUGAUGGUGAAGUUUUUGACGGCAGCCGCAAUAGGUGCAUCACUGUUAUUCUUAGCAGGUUUAACCAUAACCGGGACAGUGAUAGCUCUGAUUUUGGCUACUCCAGUACUAGUCCUAUUCAGUCCAAUUCUAGUCCCGGCUAGGAUAUUGACUUUCUUGGCUGCUACUAGGUUCUUGUUCUCCGGCGGGUGUGGCGUGAUUGUGAUAACGUUGUUAUCGUGGGUAUACGGUUACGUGACAGGAAAGCACCCACCGGGAGCUGACUAG